Molecule: messenger RNA, 834 nt
Organism: Trypanosoma brucei brucei TREU927
Lineage: Eukaryota; Euglenozoa; Kinetoplastea; Trypanosomatida; Trypanosomatidae
Exons: 1
Coding region: 1-834 (277 amino acids)
Source: RefSeq, a predicted model, not a curated record
AUGAUAAAUCAAACAGGCUUCGCAAGCGCCUUAGCCUCGCGCACAGCGUUGCGGCACUCCGCGUUACGCAUGCUCCCGGUUCGUCGCGAUUGUUUUACCCUUUUCUCCUGCCGCCGCUGCUUCAGUUUUUCGCGGGCACGAGCACCGCGUGUGAACUUAGAGGAGGUUCGCUUCGACAAACAAUCCGCACGGUACGCCGGUACGGUAUUUGGAGUGCCUACCGACGCGGUGGUUUUCUACGCGAAAGUUGGAGCCGCUGUGGUCGGGGUUUUAAUAGUGUUCUGUAUUUUUGUCAAAGGCUACGGUAUACUUGCUCGUCUCAACCUUGGUACUGUUGCGCGGUUGGGGUUCACGUCUGGGUUUCUUUCCUGUAUGGUGCUGAAUGCAGUUUUCAUUGGAAUAGCUAGACGGUUUCGCAUCAGCCCAAACGCUGUGUACAAUCAGUCCAUCGCCAUCGUCAUGCAAAAUGAGAAGGUCGUUCAGCAUCUCGGCCCCCAUCCACGAACAGGAGAUUUUAAGGCGUACUGUCAAACCGGUGGCUUCCGAUUGCCGCUAAUCCGGCGCAUUCGUAGCGGCUCGUAUGAGCUGUCAGACCUCCUUGGAUUGAAGCCACAGAAGUUGCAAAUGAUGUUUGUUCUUCGAAACCAAGCAAAUGGCGGUGAGGGUUUUGUUACAUGUGAAGUGCGGCGGGAGACAACGGGCUUUCUAAGCUCAGCGAACACGUUCAGGUCACUCGCAGUGACGUUAACGGACCCGUCGCGCUCAUCAGCGCGAACGAUCGUAUUAAUUGGAAAGCCUGAGGACGUUGUGUAUCGUGGGUUAAUGAACCUGUAG